AAAUCACCAUACGAUACUGAUGAGAUUCGCGCCGAUCGCAGAUUGAACGAUACGAUAAACAGCCUGUUUGAGUCCCACAUGUCAACCGCAGUGUAUACUUCAGCAAGGUGUUCCCCGAAACCGUCUUCAUUCCAUAUUCAUUGAACGCAUCAUGUUUUUUGUAUUAUCGCAUCUUGUGGCCCUUGGGGCCAUAUCGCAUGUCACUUCGGCAGUCUCUCUUGAAGGUCGCCAAGCGCAGCAAAAAGUCACCAUCGACCUGACGAAGAGAUACCAGAUGAUUGACGGCUUCGGAUUCUCAGGUGCAUUCCAGCGCGCGAACCUCAUCGUCAAUCUUCAGCAACCCAAACAGCGCGAGGUUCUCGAUCUACUCUUCAACACGACCACUGGCGCUGGCUUCUCAAUCGUGCGCAAUGGCAUUGGCUCAACACCCAAUAGCAACAAUGACUUCAUGAAUACGAUCCUUCCCAAAUGCCCAAGCACUCCAGCUGAAGUCACCAUUAACUACAGCGGGUACAUCUGGGAUGGUAAGGACAGCGGACAGUUGUUCCUAAGCCAAAGAGCACAAGAGUAUGGCGUCAACACCUUCUACGCAAAUGCAUGGAGUGCGCCUGGAUGCAUGAAGACAAACAACCAAGACACCAACGGUGGCCAGCUCUGUGGUGUCUCUGGCACCAAUUGUCGCUCCGGGGAUUGGAAACAAGCCUACGCGAACUACCUCGUUGCGUAUAUCAACUUCUACGCGUCAGCCGGCGUCAAAGUCACGCACCUUGGCUUUCUAAACGAGCCCGACCUAUCUACCUCGUACGCCUCAAUGCUUUCAUCCGGUACUCAAGCCGCCGACUUCAUCAAAGUCCUUCGUCCAACACUCGAUCGUGCGAACUUGACCUCCGUGGGCAUCAACUGCUGCGAGGCGACAGGCUGGAACGUCGCAACCCAACACGCGCAGCAAAUCGCAUCUGCCGGUGCCGAAGGCCUCGUCUAUGCCAUCACCUCACACGAGUAUACUUCGCGCAUCAGUGGCACUAUGCGCACCGCCGCACGCGUCUGGCAAACCGAGUACUCUGACCUUAACGGUGGUUGGAGCACGGCGUGGUAUUCCAAUGGAGGCGCUGGCGAUGGCUUUACCUGGGCGAACACCGUCUUCAACGGCAUCGUGAACUCCAAUCUGUCCGCUUACAUAUUCUGGGAAGGCGUCCAAGACCGCGCUACGAACAACAACAAUAACGAGAAGCUUAUCUUGGUUGACGGCCAGAGCUACCAAGUUAGCAAACGGCUUUGGGCUUUCGCGCAGUUCCGCGUCGUCAGGCCGGGCGCGGUGAGAGUAGGCGCUAGUGGCGGGGUGAAUCUUAAAUCUGGCGCCUUUGUCAAUGCGGACGGAAGUGUCGCAGUCGUGGUCAUCAACUCUGCUACAAGUGCGCAGAGUGUGGGUGUUGCACUGGCUGGGUAUCCGGAUGUGAGGGCGUGGUACACCGACAAUACACAUGACAUGAGUGCAGCUGUGGUGACGAUGGGGAGUGAUGGAACUGCAAGCGCAAGUGUACCCGGUAGAUCGAUGAUCAGUUUUUUGUUCAAGAAAGCUACGAAUGCGACAAUGUCGUAGGUUGAGUGGUGGAUAACGAAGGUGCACUGGCGGUGCGGGGUGGGGCUUCUAGCGCCAAGCGCGCCCGCCCCGUGAAGGCGCCACCCCCGCGUGACAUGAGCUGAGGUCACAUCUUCAA
Molecule: messenger RNA, 1718 nt
Organism: Alternaria rosae
Lineage: Eukaryota; Fungi; Ascomycota; Dothideomycetes; Pleosporales; Pleosporaceae
Product: glycoside hydrolase superfamily
Exons: 2
Coding region: 152-1600 (482 amino acids)
Biological process (GO): sphingolipid metabolic process
Molecular function (GO): glucosylceramidase activity
Source: RefSeq, a predicted model, not a curated record